GCCCCGCGCCCCGGGCGCCUGCGACCACAGCGGCCGCCCGGGGAGGAAGAGGAGGAGGAGGAGGAGGAGGACGAGGGGGGAGGUGACAAACUCCGGCUCGGCGCGGCGGCAGGCAGCCCGCGGUCAGGCAUGCAGGCGCGGCGUCUAGCCAAGCGCUCCAGCCUGGGCAGCCGCCGGGGGAACGCCGCGCUGCAGCCGCCAGGCCCCGCGCCCGCCCGGGAAGGCUCGCUGCCCGGGCUCCCGCCCCCCGCCCCGGCUCCGGCCCCAGCCCCGGCCCCGGAGAGCUGGAGGCCGCCACUACCGCCGCCGCGCAGCGCCGGGACCGGCCCCCCUCGGGCCGCCGGGGCCGCCGCCGCCGCCGCUGCCGCCUCGUCUCCGGUGCUGCUGCUUCUGGGGGAGGAAGACGAGGACGAAGAGGGCGGGAGCAGGCGGCGGAGGGGGCUCGGGCGGGUGCAGGCGAAGCCCCGAGGGGGCGCGGAGGAGGAGGAUGACGACGAGGAAGACGAGGACGAGGAGGUGGUCGUCGAGGUGGUGGACGGCGACGACGACGACGAGGACGGCGAGGAGCGCUUCGUGGCCCUCGGCCCCGGCCGCCAGCUCCCCAAGGGCCCGGGCCGGGGAGCAUUGAAGGUGGGGAGCAUUAAGCGGGAAAUGGCCUUCACAUUUCAACCAGAGGACUUAAAACGUGACUCUAGUAAAAAACUGUCUCAUCAACACUUGUUCCCCUUGGCCAUGGAGGAGGAUGUGAAAACAGCAGACACCAAAAAAGUCAACCGAGCCCUUGACCAUGAAAAAGAAAACACUCGCUCCAUCUGUCUCCUUGAACAAAAACGAAAAGUUGUUUCUUCCAAUAUUGAUGUUCCUCCAGCAAGGAAAUCCUCAGAGGAACUGGACAUGGACAAGGUGACAGCAGCGAUGGUACUGACUAGCUUGUCCACCAGCCCUUUGGUUCGGAGCCCUCCUGUGCGGCAGAACGAGGGCCUGAGCGGAUCGUGGAAGGAGGGAGGCGGCGUGCCUUCCAGCACGAGCAGCAGCGGCUACUGGAGCUGGAGCGCCCCCAGUGAUCAGUCCAACCCGUCCACGCCGUCGCCGCCGCUCUCCGCCGACAGCUUCAAGCCCUUCCGCAGCCCCGCGCCCCCGGACGAUGGCAUCGACGAGGCGGAGGCCAGCAACCUUCUCUUUGACGAGCCCAUUCCCAGGAAACGAAAGAACUCCAUGAAGGUGAUGUUCAAAUGCCUCUGGAAAAACUGUGGGAAGGUUCUGAGCACUGCAGUGGGUAUCCAGAAGCACAUCCGGACCAUUCAUCUUGGGCGUGUUGGGGAGUCUGAUUACAGUGAUGGAGAAGAAGACUUUUACUACACUGAGAUCAAGCUCAACACAGACUCGGUGGCAGACGGACUGAGCAGCCUGGCCCCGGUUUCGCCCUCCCAGUCCCUGGCUUCGCCUCCUACUUUCCCCAUCCCAGAUUCCAGCAGAACAGAAACUCCUUGUGCCAAAACUGAGACAAAAUUGAUGACACCCUUGAGCCGCUCCGCUCCCACCACCCUCUACCUCGUGCACACCGACCACGCUUACCAGGCCACGCCCCCUGUGAACAUUCCAGGAUCGGCCAAGUUCACCCCCAAUGGCAGCAGCUUCAGCAUUUCUUGGCAGUCUCCUCCAGUUACCUUCACAGGCAUUCCAGUGUCACCAACCCACAGUCACCCGGUGGGCACAGGAGAGCAGAGACAGCACACUCACACCGUCUUGUCCUCCCCACCCAGAGGGACGGUCAGCCUAAGGAAGCCCCGGGGAGAGGGCAAGAAGUGCCGGAAGGUGUACGGCAUGGAGAACCGUGACAUGUGGUGCACGGCCUGCCGUUGGAAGAAGGCCUGCCAGCGGUUCAUUGACUAAUGCACAGGCCCCUGCUCGUCGCCCAGACACUCCUGCCCUCGACUUGUGCUGAGGGUGCCGGAAAGCGCUUUUCCUUCUGAACAAAACACAUUUGAAACCCAGGGAAAGCACUUCCGGGAACCUUGGUGAGAUCACAGCAAAAAACAAAAGAGGUCACCACCCUCACUGUUCUUGCUGAGAACCCAGCCGAGAGCAGCUGUAACUACUUUUUUCCUUAAAAAAUCAACUUUUUUUUUUUGCUGUAUGUCUAGCUCUGAAAACUGUGGACUUCUGUAGCAAUCGAACCAACCCAGCCCAUUUUUCCUGGAAAGGAGGCCUAUUUUGAUAACCUUUCUGGAUAACGCCGUUUCUGAGAUUUUUUUUUUUUUUUUUUUGACACUUAAAAAAAAAGCUACAUGUUAUUCAGUAGCAUUUGUACAAAGAGCGAUACCUGUUUUCAUUGUGAAUAGUCUUUUGCCUGUUCUCCAUCGGACUUCUGGGAGCAGUACACAUCAUGAUGUGUUGCCAGGAAACGGCGGCACUCUGGGUAUCUUUUCUAUGUCUUUUUUGUUUGUUUGUUUUGUUUUAAAGAAUGGCCCCAAACUGAACCACGGUAGAGCUGUUAGCUUGAAGGGCCCAGGAGGGCAUAAGCUUGAAAAAAGAUAGACAAUGGACAUCACCAGCAGACUUCAGCCCCAGCUGAGUUCAGGACAUCCCGCUGUCACUGUUGGGAAACGUCUGGGAGUCUUCCUCGGAAGCCUUCCCUGAGGGGUGGCCCGGCCCACGCUCUCCCGGCCACAACGCACUCAAGACCUGGCACUCGUUGCCAUCUGGGUAAGCUUCAAAGCUUCCUUCAGGGAUGUGACGCCAGCCAUAGCUCGGAUCUCUUCAUCACUGCUUAUCUGACAGUUGUUGCCAGGUCAGUGGCUCAUCAGGCCUUCCUUCCCUCAAAACGCCACCGCUGACUGUUUUCAGAAAAGGUAGAGAACUCCAGACCAUCCCGGCAGGUGUGCUUUACACAGCAGAGCACAGCCUCCACGUCCCCAUCUGUUCAGAAAGUUAUGUGAGGUCAACAUCCAUUCUGAGUGCACUUUUAUAGGUUUUAUGCUUUAGCAUGUCUGGGAGAUGGGUUAAUGAACAAUGUAAAGAUUAUAUGGGGAAAAGGAAGGUCCAAACCUUUAUUUUUCUUAUCAAAAUAUUGGAGCUAUUCAUUAAGAAUUUGCUCAGAAGGGAACAUACAGAACACCAAAAGGAAAAUGCGUGUUGGUAUAGGAAUCUCUCCAUUUAAUAGGACCAGGGCUUGCACUGUGUUCCAUUUAUUAGACUUUCUAGCAUGGUAUUUGUUUGUUUGUAUGUCUUGGUGGUAGUGGUGCGGGGACAGGGGAGUAGUUGUCAAGCCCUAUAAAUAAGCUCAUUCUCUGUCUACCCUACUCUUGAUUGCCCUGCUAAAGUUAUUCCUCCUAUACCUAUGCAAAGAAGUAAGAGCACCUUAUAGGAUGCACUGUGUCGGGACGGGGGCCUAGGAUCAGCCAUAGGAAUGUUAAAUGAAAUUGCACAGAGCAAAGUUUAAUAUAUUUAGAGAUUGUACAUACGCUUUUUUUUGAAAGAGUAGAAAGAAGUCAUCUAGUCAUAAGGACUAUCCUCUUUUUUUUUAUUAAGCAAGAGAAAAAGAAGGAGGUUCUACAGUGUAACAUCUGCAAUCUGUGCAUUCAUAUAUUUUGGCAAUUUUAUUUUUUAAACUCUCACAUGACAUUUGAAGCAUUAUUCCUUGAAAGAGAUCCUGUUUUCCUCCUUCAUUUAUUUUUUUCUUUAAAAACACUUAUUUUAAGAGCAGAGAAAGAGCUUCAUUUAAUAUCACAUCGUGAUUACCAAUCAAUACAGCACCAGCUAUAAUGUAUGUUUGAGCACUAACAAAGUCAGCCAGGAAAGGGUUUUUUAAGUGCAGAAACGUAUUUGCAUCCUCUACCCCAGCCUGUCUUUUCUCCUCCCUGGUGUCUUGUCGCUUCACCCACAAGCAUCUCUGCUGGGAGGUGAUGCUCUGGCCUGGUCCAGAAGGCCCUGCACUGUGGCUGGAUUGCCCAGUGGCCACGGUCAGUCCAAGGCUGGUCAGCCAUUUCAGCAGGCUCAGCGUGGACUUCAGUGAUGGUUGGGGUGCAGUAGUGGAGCAGAGGGUUUUCUCUUCAGCAAAGUUCCAUGGCCCUUGAUCCUUGGAUUAAGUCACUGAUCAAAAGAGAUUAAAGUGAUGAGGGGCUAAAUCCAUCCCCUACUCCCAGCACUUUGGGACACAAGGAGGGAGCAGUGGCUGUGGAGCAGUCCUAGAGUGAGGCUCUGUGACUCUGCCCCCAGAGGUACAGCCCGUGACUAGUGCUAGGCUCUGGCCUGGCUGAGCCAAGCUCAGUCCUUGCCUGGGUAUUAGCCAAUGCACCGAUACAAGCAAAGGGUAGAGCUGGAUGCAGCUUCCUUGGGAUUUCUUCUCCUUCCAAAGCCUUCUUCACACACACUCUCUGCAUCUCACACUCACGCGGGGCUCCUUUCUGCUGGCCAGCCCGGGGCUCUGUGUGUCCUCUUCUCUAGCUCUGAGGUGGGCACAGACCCUCAGUACUUCCUGCACACAGACACUGAUUGCCUGUACCAAGGCAUGUAAUGACUAGGGAACUACCAAGCUUCACCUGCCUGGCCUUGAAGAAAAGGGAUGAAACUUCUUUUAAGCCACCCAGAAAGCUACAAAUUGCAAUAUACAGUACUGAUUAUAAAUGCUAAAAUUAAAAAAAAAAAUGUAGAGCUAUUUUGUUAUAUUUUGGAACUAAAUGAAGUGCCAAAUUAAGUCCAAGAUUUGUUUUAUGCCUCCUCUUUCUUUUUUUUAAAGAUUUUCUGAUGUGGACCAUUUUUAACGUCUUUAUUUAAUUUGUUACAGUAUUGCUUCUGUUUUAUGUUUUGGUUUUUUGGCCCCAAGGCAUGUGGGAUCUUAGCUCCCCAACCAGGGAUUGAAACCACACCCCCUGCAUUGGAAGGCAAAGUCUUAACCACUGGACCACCAGGGAAGUCCCUGUUUUAUGCCUUCUCUGUGGUACCACGUUCUUUUCUGUGUUCAUUUGGCAGGUGGAGGGGAGUACGGGUGGGAAGGGAAGCCCCAGGGCAUGUGGCUGCUUGACCAAAGCCUCGCCCAUCACGGGCACCUGUCUGUGCAAAAGGAACGGCAAUGCAGUGGGUUCUGGUCCCAGAGCCUUUCUAAAGAAGGCGUGUGGUAGCCUUUGACUUUUCUCUCCCCGUUACCCUUUCCUUCAGAAAAGAUUUCUCAUCUCUCUCCAAAGAAGGCAUUUCCUGGUGAUGGACAGGCUUCUCCAGAUAGCUGCACAGCAGAGAGCAGUCAUUUUAAGCCUUAGUUCUUCCCAGAGAAUGUGCAACCAAUUUAUGGGAGGCAGUGGGACCACCUGGAGGAAACACCCGGGUAGCAAGUGGGUGGGGAGCCAGAGAGGAGAUACAGGAGGGCUGUGGACACCUGGCUCGGGCUCACCAUGCUAGUGCUGAUCAGCUGGUGGUGACUGUCCCUGGGCACCUCCGAGGGAGCUGCCAGGUUCCCGCUCUGGGAGCAGCUGACUGAAGCAAGGAGAGAGCUCCUUUGCGGGAAGCACUCAGGCCAGGGAUGCAGGACUGCCGUGCGCAUCUCCGGUGGGCACAGACUGCUCUCCUCCUCACUUGCUGGGAAGUUCCCUCCCUUGUUUGGUAAAAGCCAGUGUCGGGAAGAGGGCAGUGGGUUUCUGAGCAGGAAUGUGCGUGCCUGUCAGCAGCUCCGUGCACCAACAGGGUGGGUGCCCUUUAUGAGACGAUCCUUUGUCCAGGCAUAACUGUGUUGCAGAUGAACACUUUCAAUAUGAUGUGUGUUACAGUUCUUGGGCUUUCCAACAAAACUUUAAAAAAAAUAGUUACAUGUAUGUUGCAAAAGAUUUCUGAAACUGACAUGCCCUCUAUCAAAUUUCAAGAUCACUUAAGUUGAAGUCCACUGUCGCUGGUGUCACACUAAGCCACACUUGAAAGCAGCCCUGGGUUCUGAAUUAGCCGGCACUGCUAAAACCCAUUUCCGCCUUCAUCCGACUUCAUUGGAAAAGGAAAACGCAGCAUUCACUUGGGAAUGUUUAGAGAAAAGUGACAGAACUUGUACAUAGGGGAGAGAAUACCUUGAGAAUAGUAGCAAAAUACUGUAAAAAAUAUUCUUUUCCUCAGGGAAAACUAAAGGGUAUGUGAAAAAUAGAUCUGGAGGAUCCUAAGACUAGAAAGGUUUUUAUUAUCUCCAGCAUCUUUUCUAGUCAGAACAGUUUUUGUUUGUUUGUUUGUUUGUUUUUUAAUGAACACGAUACCAUUUCAAGACAAACUGCCAUGAACUGGACAGUACCGACUUUUUGAGGUGUGGAGGAAUGCUCUAUGAAACAGAACAGUUUCUUUGUUUCUUAGACCUGCAUUCUAAGGCUGACAUCUGAACCACAGCACAGUCCCUGGUGGGUUUUCACAGACUCAUGUAAGGCUGUUUGUGAAUGUAAUUAUGAAUAUGACACCUUGGUGUUCCUUUUUAUAAUCAGCCGGUUGGAUGACUGGUUAUUAGCUGAAUUCUAUAGGUGAGGGACGUGAAAGACGUGCAUUUUACUUUAACAGCAGGUUAAGGAGCAAACUUCCAUGGACUUUUGUGGACAAGGUGCUGCUUUUUCUCAUGACCCUGUAGAAUUUCUGUCAACCACAUCAACUGUAGCUCUGACCUGUAUGAACGCAGGGAAGAAUUUGUGCAUACAAAUGAGUGGAAACAGAGCACGAUUCAUGAAUAUGGAUGAGGAUGUGGAUCAUUUUGGAGAAAGCGCUGGGCACACGGGUCAACUGGAAAUUUCAUUUCUCUAAGAAAAUUACCCAACCAGCAGCACACACGCUUUCCCUGUUCCCCAUACCUGUGGGAAUUCCUCCAGAGCGGAACUGUUUCCUUCUGUCUUUUGCAUUGUAACUAGUCAAACCGGAAGUCAGUAAAUAAAACGAGCUUAGCACUUUUAGGUACCAAUUGUAUCACUAAGUAAUGCACACCACUAGAGCAAGAAAGUAUAAAAUGCAUUUAAAACCGACUGGUUUGCUUAUUGUGACUGACUCUGAAAAAGUCCAGAUCCAAUCAAUGAUAUACAUGCUUUAAAAGGUGUAUCUAUCAUAGGACCAGAAAUCAAAAUGGGAAUUUUACUUCUGGUCCUGUUUUGUAAAUAGUUCCUUUUUUUUUUUUUUUAAGACAAUCUCAUGUUUUAUAACUUUUCUUGUGAGUCUGAGAAUCACAAUGGUAAUGUGUUGUGUCAAAAUGUAAUCUUAAAUACAAUAAUAAUUAUAACUUAAUUUUCCAAAUAAGACAAGAAAUAUACUGCGUAGGCUUCUACAAUUCUGAGAGAUGUGACACUUUUAUAAUAAGCAUUAGUACUUCUCAAGUUAACAGAACUGGAAAUAUUUUACAAGAUGCAGUGUUUUGUAAUCACAAAGAACAUGAACAUUUUGUGGGAAAUGACCUUGGUUUUAUACAUUGUAGCUUAUUUUUUAAAAUACAAUAUUUUACCAGACAGGAAGUGUUAAUAUUAUAAGCAAUUCCUGCUCUCCAAACAAAGGGCUAUGCCUCUUUUAAGCAAGCGUUCUGAUGCAUAUCUUUUCAAUUAACCCUCUGCAGCAAGGGUAGAAAUGCAAAUCAGCUGGAAGAUUAUUACAAGAGAAUCAAGAUGGCAACAGCUACUCCAUUUAUCUUUACCAGCGUGUUUUCAAAGUAUUUUUGGGGAAAAAAAAAAAAAACUUUAAGAAUCAUCUUAUGUAUCUUAAAUCUUUAAAAUGUUAAUAGAUAUGCUUAUAGGCAAUGGGAGAAAUAUACUUGUAAAUUCUUUAGUGUAAAAUGAUAGAUUCCUGUCACAAGGAUAAACUUAUUCCUCAACCUACCAGAACCACAAAGCUGCUUUUAACUAGCAAGUAUCAUUUGAUGGAAAUUUCUAAAAUCAUGGUGUGUAAACCCAAACAUAGAAUUCUUAGGUAAUCAGUGAUGUUUAAAAUAAUUUUGUCCCCAGCACUAACUAAAUAACUUUAAAUUCCUUACCAGAACAAGUGCUUGAUUUUUCACAUGAAGAAUUCACAGACAGGCAAGUCUGAGAUCAGAAAGUCACUGUAUUCCCAAGAGUCGGGAAACAAGGAAGGCAGCCAUGGAGAGUUGAUUAACCGUACAAAUAAUUUUGAGCUUUGCCAAAACCAUUUCAUAAUGCUCUACAGUUUUUUCUAGCCCACUCACUGUUAAAGCAAGAAAGCAUCUUUUCUUUCUAAGAUUUCGGUAAUUCAAAAGCUAAACUAAUUAGUCAAGUAUGCAGAUAACAUCAAAAGAAAAGCUGGGAUAGAAUGGUCGUACACCCGUUGGGCAACCCCUGUAAGGUGGUCAGAGGGUAACUCUGACUUUGCUUUCUAACAGGCUUUAGAAUCUGCACACAUGAGAACUAGAAAUGCAUGGAGUUGGGGGAAAAUGUAUAUAGCCUCAUCUCUGAGAUGAAGCAGCCCAAAUCUCCAUCUUCAUUCUCUUGGAAUAUCUCUAAUGUUGGCAUUAAAGGUUCCCAAGAAGUGUUUAUUGCUGCAUGGUUUUGAACCAAAUGAGUCUUGCUUCCUAUUUAAAUAGAAGCCUCCUAAUCCUUUCUAAGCAGAUGCCUUGGAAAGAACAGGUAGAUUCUGUAAAUGAGCGAUUCAGAUCAGGCAGAAGAAGGACACUAAAGAAUGACGGAGAUCAUGGUGAAGAGGACACACACCCCCUUUAAAGGGGGAUCCCAGCUCUAGACAAUCAGAACCAUACAGAAAUCAGGCCUGGGGCUGCUAGAUCUUCUGACUUGGAAAUAUAAUGUUACCUGACACUUAAGCUAAACUCAGAUUCUUGGCCAACGGUGUGCAGACCAAAGAGAACCUGUAUGUGGGCAGAUGCAGCCUUUGGCCACCAGUUUCAACUGUUGGGAAAAGCAGAUUUCACCUUCCAUAGCCAUCAGUUCAAGUUCUUCCAUCAGCCCUACAAACUCACACAUCGGUACCAUCUGGGCAACUAAAAUCAAAGAAGAGAAAGAGGCCAGUUCUCCCCAGAAAUCAUUCUCAUGGAAGACUUGAAGAUAAAAAUACAAUAUCCUUAAACUAGCUUUGCCUCUGAUCAAAAUAUACUGAAGCGUUAUUCAGCUGUCACUCUGCCUCCUGGCGUGCCCGGGCCAGGCCCCAAAGCAUGGAAUGACUGUAAUCCUAACUUUCUUACUGUUUUAACUGCCGUGACCACUGUGAUGAGGGCUGGCAAAGAACAGCCUUGUGCCUUUGGAGAAGGCAGCCAGGAGCCCCUGCAGUUUAAGAUAGCACACAUUGCCUCCUUGUGCCAAAGCCCUUUGCCAACCCUUCCACACCCCCUCCCACUCCAUCCUGCCUCAUGAGUUUGCAUCCCAGGAUAAAAGUUCCUUUGUUUCACCUCUGACAUGGCAAAAUCCUUGCUUCAGAACUGAUAGGUACUUAGGUAUUUUAGAAUGUCCAGUAACCUCAAAAUGGAGUUUUUCCACGUAGAAAACCUUAACACCUUUCCCUGAGGGCAAAGACAAAAUGGGAAUAAAUGUGUCAUGGAAAAAAUUAGACGUUGCUUCCUUCAUUUGGAUGAACUAAGCUAUUUUAGACUGUGUCUUACACCAGAGUCCUGAUGGUGUUGGGAUAAUCACUAACCCUUUCACAUAUAUGAGAAAGUAUGUCUCUUUCAGAUACAUGACUUCAUUUGACCUUCCCUACAACCCAGUGUAAAAUAAGAAUAUUUAAGAUUACCAUCACCACCUCCAAGGCCAGCCUGGUUCAAGUGGUCUUCAACCUGUGACUCGGCCUCAUUACUGCCUGGAGGGAGGAGGGAAAGAGCGUGUGUAAGAGCUGGCUCAGACCUCAGUCUUCCAGAAUGACUCUAGACCUGAGAAGACCCAGGGACCCAUGUUCUUCACCCAUCCUUACAAUCCAGGUACUUCAGCAUAGAAAUAUAGAGCCCACUCAUUCACAUUGUCAAAUGCACACUCAGUCACCCCCGAAUUUAUCCCUUUAGGGUACCUACCAGACCCCUAUUCCCUAGAUUCCAACUAUCUAAGUGAUUAAUUAUAGGAGUUGAUUAGCUGGUGCAAUGUUCUGAGUAAAACUUGACUCCUUGGAAAAAAAGUUAUUUUGCCGCUAACAUUCAACAUUUGUUAUCCAUGUAAACUUAUGUUGAUGCCCCCAAAUUUGAAAACAGCUCAAAUUUACAAUUUGUAAUGAUCAAAUUGAAAAAUACUGUCAACUCAAUGUUGGAAACACCCGGUAAUAUGGUUAGGUCAAGUUUAAAUCUGAAUAUAAUUUAAACAACAUUGGCAGUGCCUGAGAUUUCUGUCGUUGUGAGUGAUUAAAAGGUUGACCAGUCCCUGAACGGAUUUCAUCUUCCCCUUCUCCCAUCAGCUCACAGGUUUCACAUCCUGAGUUUAGGGUAAAGCCCCUCACAAGUUUAGUCAUGGGGCCUAAACCUUUUUGGCCCAUCACCUGCUUCAUUAACAGGCUUUUUGAUAAAAGAUACUUUUAUUAUGUUUCGAAAGCAAUACGGUGCUGGAGGAAGAAACAGUGAGCUUUCCUCCUCUGCUGGAGAAGAAGCCCGUUUUGCAGUGGUAAGCACCAAUGCCAUGAUAGUGGCAGGACUUCAAAGGACCCAAGCUCUAGGGAAGAAGAAAGAAGCUACCACUCAAAAAAAAAAAAAAACUAUAGAUUUUUGAAAGAAGGUGGAGAUUAUGAAUUCAACACUUAAACUGUAGUCCUUGUUUCUUAAAAAUAUUCUUUCCUAUUGAGCACCAUCCACAUAAUUAUUAACUGCCAGCUUCCAAAGGAAAGAUCCCCUUUAUUUAUAUUAUGAAAGUGUUAAAAAUUAAUUCUCAAGUCUGAUUAACCGUUACAUUUACAUACUUACUAGGGGCAAUUCUCUAAAUUUUUUUUUUUUCCUCUAAAUUUUUAAUUCAGAAAAACUAGCCAGGGGAGCAAGUAGCAACUCCUGAAAAAGGCAACAGCACUAUCAUUAAAGAAAGUAAUUUUCUUUAAAAAAAAAAAAAGUGGCUCAUUUAGUUUCUUCUGAAUUCUCUUUACGUCUCUGACUAAAGAGGAAAAACCAGCAUUCAGAAGAAGAAAUUGAGCGUUAAGGGAGAGAAAGGACAGUUCCCAUUCUAGUUACUAGUCUUGUUUUCCCAUCUCGGCAACCACCUCGAAUUCGCUAGUAAAAUGUUACCCUCUCCUCUUUGCCUUUAUCCGCCCAAGCCAGAGGCCAUGCUGUUAUGUAUGUUUGCUUCCAGAAGCCCCGGAUGAAACAUUUUUGCUUCUGUGUUCCUGAUCUCUCACUCUUCAAUUAAGGUCCAAGGGAAUAAAUAUUACCAGGACUGGUAUGUUAGGCUUAGUCUAUGAGGCUACACCCUUCCUUCCGGGAAAUGCUUCCAUUUGUCUGAACAGUUUUGGGUGAUCAUUCAGAGAGCAGGUCGGUCAGCAGACAACCUGCCACGCUCAUCACAAAAGAUUUGGUCAGACUCACUGAUAAAGAAUGACAAGGCAGAUACCUAAUCCUUUCACUUUGACUCAAAGCCCGCCUCCCAAGUCCCCUACCCCACUGGUCCCCUCCAGAGCAAAGCCAAUGGAGUGAUCAGGGCAGAGGAAGAGAGCUUCACGUUCAUUGCUCUAGGCCCUGACCUCUGCCCAGGAUUACAGAGCAUGAAAAUGGAAUUGACCUUUAUUGUGUGAAAAGGUAGUGGCUCCUGCAGGGUAUAAUUGCUUUAAGUUUAUAUUUAUGCAAAGAGAAAACUCAUCCAGUCUGCUCGUGUUGUGAAGCACGUGUCUCUCACCCUGGUGGAGCCCCCUUCCCAUGUUUUGGGCACAGAUGGCCGAGACAGAAAGGAAAGAGGCAGAGCUUUGGGGGCCAGUGGCUCCAGAGAUGGGAUUACCCCUCAGGGAUAUACAGUGUAGCAUAAUCCAUAAACUACUCCCACCCAAGGGAAAUUAAAAAGCAAAAACAAAAACAAAAAGAACGGAUGCAUCACGGGGUGUACUUCCUUGGCGGUCCAGUGGUUAAGACUGCUCUUCCAGCGAGACAUGUGUUCGAUCCCUGGUCCCUGGUUGGGGAACUAAGAUCCUGUGUGCCGUGUGGUACGGCCAAAAAAAAGAUGCAUCACUUUGCAGAUUACAAAUGCUUGCUUUGCUUAUGCCUUUUCCCCUACACUCUGCUAAUUGGAAAGCAAUGACUGUGACUUGACCAAGCCCUGUGAUGAUAGCAAAGCUUCUUCUUCCAAAGUAUCCCGACUGUUUGGGGGAACCUCUGUGAUCACUGGUAGAAAGCUUUAGAAUAGAUUUAGAUUUUUAGGGAAGAACUCAAUACUCCCCAAAUAUACUAAUUCUGUGACUUCAAUAACUGAAAAUGUCCUGGGUGUAAAAUAACCCAGGCAUGCGGAUCAUAUACGUUUUUUUAAAAUGUCAUUAAUCAGUAUUUUCCUACAACAUGCCCUUAAAUUCCUAUUUUUAUAAUUAAUGGUUGGACGAUAGUCAGCCAUUGAAACAUAAGCUCUCUGGAAUAACCAGACACUAGUGUAGUUUCCAAAGUGUUUCAUGUAUCAAAAUCUAUAUACUUAGAGGAAGAACUCAGGAUAAGAAAAAAUCGCUAGGUCCCAAAGGGUUUGUAACUAUCAUCAAAUACUACAGCCGAGUGGCCUGCGGUCAUCUUUUUCAAAUGAGGGAGCCGGGGAUUGAGAGAACCACAGUCAAUACAAGACCUCUGUUGCCCUUCAUCCAUGAUAGGGUUUAAAAACAUGCUACUUUUAAGAAUUAAGCCAUCUUUCAAAUUGUUUUCUACACCAAAUCUAACCUAUUAAAAUGAAAUUAUAAAAUAGCUAAAAUGGGGUAUUUAAUGGAAAUUGCUGAGAGUAGAAAGCAUUGCUUUUUAGUGCCUGCUAGACAAAAAGAGAAAGACAGAAGAAGCAACCCUUCCUGUACGAUGCGGGUGUUAACGUGACCGGCAUUAACUCGGAAUCGGGCACUAAUUCAAAAGCAAUGAGGCAAUGCUCUCCAAUUUUUAGAGAUUUUUCAAAAUGCAAUCUUACCACCAUUCGGAGGUAAGUACUGGCUUAACAAAAGUCUUUAAUAUUAGUGAAUGAAUGUAAAAAGUUACAAACUAUGCAUUUUCAAAGAGUAAUGUUAUUUUGUAUCCAAUCCAAGUCAAUUUUUUUCAUAAGAGACUUACCACAACUGCAAAUUGUUCAAAACACAUUUGAAUGCAUGUCAUUACGGGGUUGUAGGACUUCCAUCUACAUAGUUCUAGCUGAUAUUUUUAAAGACAGUGCAUUGAAAUUUCAGGCUCUAAACAAAUUCAGCCAUGAAGUGAAUAAAGGAGAAAUGGUUUAUAUUUUACUUCUUCAGCAGAAAUGGGAAAUGUGGGCUGUUACAAAAAUGGGCCCAGUUCUUUUAAAGGUGACUGUUCUAGUAACACUGGAUUAACAAGCAAACAAAACUACAUGAAGUUAAUGAGUAUUGCCUUGGAUGAAUAUAGCAUAGGUUGUGUCUAUUGUGUUUUAAGUCGCAAUCUAAGGAAAAAAACUAUUCUCCAAAGGGUUUGGAUUAUAUAGUUUUGAAGAACAAAACAUAAAAAUAUUGUCCAGCAAAGCAAAAUCAUUGGUCUUUUUUUCAAAGUUAUUUGGAGAUCAUUACUUGUAUUUUUUGGAAAGUCCAUAUAAAACAUACACACAUUUCUUCAGCCCUCUUAGAUUUUGUAUUUCCUUGAAACCUUUUUCCCUAAUAAUUUAUCUUUGCUCCUUAAUCAGUACUUUCCUACAUUACUCAGCAUGAAAAAAAUUCUUUCCUUCAUCUGACAAUGUUGAAAUAAAGAACUCCAUUUCUCUGCCAUUCCGGAUCUCUUCUGUGUCCACUGAGAAAGUUUCUCAGCUGUUUGUAUGUAAAAUAUGGAAAAACACACUUCUAAACCUGGUACUUGUGGUUAUACUGGAUAUGUUUGCUACCUAUUUAGAAGUUAUUGGGGGUGGGGAUGUGUCUUUUUAUAUGAUUUUUAGCCAAAUUCAGAUGUUCUGAUACUACAUUUCUGAAUACCUAUCCGACUGUAAAUACAGCCUGAGAAGGUUCAGGUUAAUAAACCUUUUAUGUGACUGUUCCUCAGCCAUGCUCCUUGCCAGCUUUGGGCACCUUGUACAUAGAUCUGUCGAAUGUUUAAAUGAUGUUGUUUUUCUAAAUGCUGUUCUCUAAAACAACUUUUUGAAUGUUUUUUUGCUUUCCAUUGUUUGGGACUUUGUGUGUUGGUUAAACAAAAAAUGUUUCCUAAAUAUUUAACACCAGGAAAACUAUUUCAAAUAAACUGGUGCUAAUUGAAAGAGAAGAAAAAUUUCAGAUGGAAGAUUUACAAUAUAAAAUGUUGACACCAAUUAAAGUAAACUGCACUUUCCCAAGGGGACAGCUGGCAUCUACCUGCAAUGGGCAUCACAAGGACCACUGAAUGUUUACAGUUUCUGUGGCCCACUUAAGCAUAAAAUAUAGAAAUGGUGCUGUCCCCCCAGAGUUGAGGAUUUGCUACGUUGGUCCUAUGGAAGCAUUUAAGUAGAAGUAAAGGUCUGUAGUAAGAAUCACUUUAGUAAUAGUCUUCUGGUCUUUGGACUUUCAUGUUCUGUAAUGCUUAGCUGUAACAAUGAAUAUGGUGUUGCAAUCUAGUCUGACGUCAUCGUUGCCCUGUAUUUCCUGCGUGUAUGGUUCUACCUUGGGUUGCACUGGCACGUGCCGAGCCAGAACACUGGACUUUCAGGAAGACCAUUCUGACUUCUACGGUGUCCACACACAUGCAUUGAAAUGCACUUGUAACUGGUUAAUUACCAUGAAGUCUAACUUCCACUUAAUAAAAGUUUUUGUGUAUCUGCUUCUA
Balaenoptera ricei (Rice's whale) is the source of this 14815-nucleotide messenger RNA. It is a transcript of the gene ZNF704, whose product is annotated as zinc finger protein 704. Lineage: Eukaryota; Metazoa; Chordata; Mammalia; Artiodactyla; Balaenopteridae. Gene Ontology annotation, biological process: regulation of transcription by RNA polymerase II. The transcript is spliced from 9 exons. Gene Ontology annotation, molecular function: DNA-binding transcription factor activity; RNA polymerase II cis-regulatory region sequence-specific DNA binding. The record is from RefSeq and is a predicted model, not a curated record. Gene Ontology annotation, cellular component: nucleus. The coding region runs from base 130 to 1893 and encodes 587 amino acids.